UCUUGCUCCAUAUACCCAUCAUGUCGACUAGUAAUGGCAAAGCUAGGGCCGUAGAAAUCAUCGAGGACGACCCGGAAAAGCAGGGCAGCUCGGAAUCAGAAGACUCUGAGGACGAGCUGGGAGAUCCUUCCAUGCCGGAGGCUAGCAUGCCAUCUACUUCCAGCAAGAAGCAAAAGAAGAAGAGAGCUAAGGCUCUCAAAGCUCUCAGUGCGCUGAAGGGUGGCAAGGAUAAGAUUCCUGAGAAUAUCGUCAAUGUCGUGCUCGACAAGGUGAAGGAGACUGGGCAGGCCCCAGAGGCGGAUGAAGCGACUGUAAGGAUGGCCCUCGAGCAGAUGAAGAUCAAAGAUGUCAUCCAGGGCAAGACUGGCCUCUACGGAAAGAACAAGAAGGACACUGGAGGACACAAGUUUUGGUCCACUCAGCCAGUCCCCCAGCUCGGCGAGGAUGCUCCUACAUCCGACGGUUAUAUCGAGCCUUCGAGGCCUGCAUCUGAACUACCUCAAGAACCACACCCACUUCCCAAAGAUUUUGAGUGGUCUACUGUGGAUAUAACGGACGAAGCACAGCUUCGUGAACUAUACGAGCUACUUUGCGCGAAUUAUGUCGAAGAUGACGACGCGUCAUUCCGCUUCCAGUACUCUGCCGAAUUCUUGCGCUGGGCACUGAUGCCUCCUGGCUAUCACAAGGAAUGGCACGUCGCGGUACGAGUGACGUCCACUAAGAAGCUUGUGGCCUUCAUCGCUGGCAUGCCGAUCACUCUCCGCGUUCGCGACAAUGUCAUCAAUGCGAGCGAGGUCAACUUCUUGUGCGUCCACAAAAAGCUUCGAUCGAAGCGUCUCACGCCCGUGCUCAUCAAGGAGGUGACCCGGCAAUGCAACCUGAAGGGCGUGUUCCAAGCCCUAUAUACCGCCGGUACAUUACUGCCGACACCAGUAUCCGUCUGCAAGUACUUUCACCGAUGCCUCAACGUGCCCAAGCUAGUCAAUGUACGCUUUACACACGUUCCACAGAACCAGACACUGGCACGUAUGAUCCGCCUCAACAAAGUCCAAGAUAGACCGCGGCUGGAGAAAGAGGGCCUGCGCGAGAUGGAGGAGAAGGACGUGCCCGAGGUCACUGCUCUGUAUGAAGCAUACAUGAAGCGCUUUGGUAUGGCAAUUAUCCUUACUGAGGAGGAGGCUCGACACCAGUUCCUCAGUGGGCGUGGUAUCGGUCCUACUGAGAAGGAGAGCUGGAGGAAGCCGCGUGAUGGUCAAGUGGUCUGGACAUACGUGGUCGAGAACCCGCAGACACAUAAGAUUACCGAAUUCUUCUCGUUUUACUCAUUACCGUCGACGAUCAUGAAUCAUCCGAAGUACAAUGUACUGAACGCGGCAUAUCUCUACUACUAUGCCACCACUACUGCCUUCCAGCCAGGCGCAGAUGACGAUGGCCUUCUGAAGAAGCGGCUGGAGGACCUCGUCGGCGAUGCGCUCAUAGUUGCUGAUCAGGCCAAGUUCGACGUCUUCAAUGCCCUCACGCUCAUGGACAACGUCUGCUUCUUGCAGGAUCUCAAGUUUGGUGCGGGAGACGGUCUCCUCAACUACUAUUUAUACAAUUGGCGGACAUCGAGCCUUGCAGGACUGACGUCGACAGGCGAAUUCCCCGCAGGCAGAGGUGUUGGCGUACCCAUGCUGUAGUCGUAUAAUGUACAUCGUUGCUGGUUCGAAAGAUUCAACAUAUCUAUAAUAUACAAAUACAUGCCUGCCCAGAGGAUAUCAGCGUCGUGAUGAAGUAGCCCUCAGCAGGCGCACGAUGUGACCUUAGUCACUUUCGUACAUAUCUGCAUCUGCAUCCUCGUCCAUCCCGUCAUCGAAGUAAUCGUCAUCGUCAUCAUCGAUGACCAAUGGCGACUGCUGUGUUCCUCCUCCCGUCGUUCUCUGGGAAACAGGGACACUAUCGCCACCCGCGCCGAACGUCUGAGGUGCAAUUGAGGUAAGUGCAGAAGCUCGGGCACCCAGCGCUUGACCGCUUGAACCCCACGAGUGAGCGCUCUGUGACGGAGGGUCUUCUCUGGCCUUGCCCUUCGCAUUUGUACUUGGUGACGAAGUCGACGAACGACCGGUGAGUGUAUUGCCGGACCCAGUGAAGGUGGAGGGUUGAGGAGACUUUGUUACAUCUUUUGCUUUGUCUUCAGGCUUAUACGGAAGGACAUUAAAGCCGAAGAACAGCUUUCCGAAGGAGAGGUCUAGCGGAGCUGGAGCAGACGCAUUUGCUUCCAGGCUAUCCGUAGUAACCACUCGAUGAUUGUCCGAUCGAAUGAUCUUGCUGCCCUCCGCAACUUCUUCCAGUCUACGAUGACUGACACCCUUGCCCUUCGUCCUACGGCCACCCAGAGUUUCGCCCUUACCCUUAAAGGCUUCCCACCGCUCGCCCUCUUUGCUUACCGCUGUCGACUUGCUUCCAACACUAAAAGUACCGCCCAUUGCUGACCCAGGACGGGAUGAACCCGGUGUGGAGGCAUUGACAUCGAUUUGUAGUUUGCUCGCCAUCGUGGUUGGCGGAAGUGGUUUUGGACGUUCGGGUUCGACAUAGCCCACCGGCGGAGCGAAAUCUACCUCCAAGUCGGUAUCUACUACGGAGAUACCCUCGCCUCCUGGUUGUGUCUCUAUUACUAGGAGGCCGAACCGGAUCGUAUUGUAUGAAAUCUCGAUAAUGUCGCCUUGCGUAAGAGCAGAGAAGUGACGAAGAGCCUGCUCAAGCACAGCUUUGGCGUCCGAAAUUUCAAGGAAGUCGACUGUCUGGGCCUGCAGCUUCACAAAUUUGCCUUUUGGCAGCUCACAUCCGGUGACACGAAUAGGCUCUCCUUCAUCCAAGCGCAAUGUCGUCAUCAUCCAAUGUGGAAGAUGAACAACACCUUCCUCAGCUAUAAACUCGAGAACACCUGCAUGAGUCGAGGCCGCCGGGUUCGCCGGAUUACUGAGCUUGAACAUCCAAGGGGACUCAAGGUCUAGCUGGGUAAGCCGAGCCAACGCAGACGGUGGCAUAAUAAUCUUUCCGCCAUAGCUUACGUUCUCUCGCUCCUUUCCUGGGAGCAUCGCGACACUGUAAGCUUUGAAGUAUUCAUCAUAAGCUCUUGGAUUCGGCCUUCGCGCAUGUUGGGGCAUUCCUCCGCCAAAUCCAAGCUGGGCGAAGAGGCCCGCAGUGCCUCCCGGAAAGCCGGGAAAAUCCAUGGUUGUGAUGGGAUGUGGUAGAGAUGAAU
Phanerochaete carnosa HHB-10118-sp is the source of this 3241-nucleotide messenger RNA. RefSeq lists its product as uncharacterized. Gene Ontology annotation, molecular function: glycylpeptide N-tetradecanoyltransferase activity. NCBI's taxonomy places the organism in Eukaryota, Fungi, Basidiomycota, Agaricomycetes, Polyporales, Phanerochaetaceae. The transcript is spliced from 14 exons. The coding region runs from base 21 to 1679 and encodes 552 amino acids. Gene Ontology annotation, biological process: N-terminal peptidyl-glycine N-myristoylation. The record is from RefSeq and is a predicted model, not a curated record. Gene Ontology annotation, cellular component: cytoplasm.